AUGGCUAACCAAACUCCCGCCGUUGUCAUGGACAACGGCACGGGUUUCUCCAAGCUAGGUUUCGCCGGUAACGAUUCGCCCUCAUUCGUCUUCCCGACCGCGAUUGCGACCAAGGGGCCAACUGGCGGAGCUGGUGGUUCUGGAUCAGGACGACCGGCCGUUGCAAAUAAGCCUUCUUUUCUUACCGGAGGUGCUGGAGCUGGAGGUCAUCUGAGUGGAAAGCGAGGAACCGAGGAUCUCGACUUCUUUAUCGGUGACGAGGCGAUAGCAGCUUCCGGAGGACCUGGAUAUGGACUUCACUAUCCCAUUCGACAUGGUCAAAUAGAGAACUGGGACCACAUGGAACGAUUCUGGUCAAACUCCAUCUUCAAGUAUCUCCGAGUCGAGCCUGAAGACCAUUACUUCCUCCUUACCGAGCCCCCACUGAACCCGCCCGAGAACCGAGAGAACACCGCCGAAAUCUUCUUCGAGUCCUUUAACUGUGCUGGAAUGUACAUUGCCGUCCAGGCUGUUCUUGCUCUGGCUGCUUCUUGGACAUCUUCCAAGGUCCAGGAUCGCUCGCUCACUGGAACAGUUAUUGACUCUGGUGAUGGUGUUACACACGUCAUUCCCGUUGCUGAGGGUUAUGUCAUUGGCUCCUCCAUCAAGUCAAUCCCUAUCGCUGGCCGAGACAUCACCUACUUCGUUCAGUCUCUGCUGAGAGACCGUGGCGAGCCCGACUCUUCCCUCAAGACCGCCCAGGAAAUCAAGGAGGAGUACUGCUACGUCUGUCCCGAUAUUGUCAAGGAAUUCGGCAAGUACGACCAAGAUCGCACUCGAUUUGCCAAGCACGUCGUGUCGCACCCCAACGGCCGCCAGGUCAGCGUUGAUGUCGGUUACGAGCGUUUCCUCGCCCCCGAGAUCUUCUUCAACCCCGAGAUUUACAGCUCCGAUUUCUUGACCCCUCUCCCUGUGGUCGUCGAUGGUGUUAUUCAGCAGUCGCCUAUUGAUGUACGACGAGGUCUUUACAAGAACAUUGUUCUUUCCGGAGGAAGCACGCUAUACAAGGAUUUCGGUCGCCGAUUACAGCGAGACAUUAAGCAGCUGGUGGACGCCAGAAUUCGAGCUAGUGAGGUCCGUAGCGGUGGUGCUCGAAGUGGUGGCUUGGACGUGUCUGUUAUCACUCAUAAGCGACAGCGACACGGUCCUUGGUUUGGAGGCAGUCUCCUCGGUCAAACUCCCGAGUUCCGAUCGUACUGUCAUACCAAGGCAGAGUACCAAGAAUAUGGUCCCAGCAUUGUGCGAAGAUUCGCUCUGUUGGGUGGCCCCGGUGGCUCUUAA
Messenger RNA from Fusarium poae, 1320 nucleotides. RefSeq names its product Arp2/3 complex subunit, actin nucleation center (gene ARP3). NCBI's taxonomy places the organism in Eukaryota, Fungi, Ascomycota, Sordariomycetes, Hypocreales, Nectriaceae. The transcript is spliced from 7 exons. Gene Ontology annotation, biological process: Arp2/3 complex-mediated actin nucleation. The coding region runs from base 1 to 1320 and encodes 439 amino acids. The record is from RefSeq and is a predicted model, not a curated record. Gene Ontology annotation, cellular component: Arp2/3 protein complex; actin cortical patch. Gene Ontology annotation, molecular function: actin filament binding.